UUCCAGUAAUUUCUACGGGCAGCAAAAGCGGAGGUCCGCGCGAGGAGUGUUCCAGAAAUCGCGUGAAGCACACGGUCAGCCGCCGCACGCGCCUCACAUUUAAGCCGGUAAUACCGAACAAACAUGGCGAAGUGGGGAGAAGGCGACCCUCGAUGGAUUGUAGAAGAGCGGGCGGACGCGACAAACGUCAACAACUGGCACUGGACGGAGAGGGACGCCACAAACUGGUCCUCGGAGAAGUUGAAAGAGCUCCUGGUGGGGCUGUGCGUGGAGAACGAUGAGGGCAAGUGUGAGAUCACGGAGGUCAGCAAGCUGGAAGGCGAGGCAUCCAUCAACAACCGCAAAGGAAAGCUCAUCUUCUUCUACGAGUGGAAUCUGAAGGCCAAGUGGAAAGGGACGUCAAAAUCGGGGAUAAAGUACAAAGGAAAUGUUGAAGUUCCAAACCUUUCAGAUGAAAAUGAUAUGGACGAUCUUGAUAUCUCUGUGAGCCUUUGCAAAGAUGAGCCGGAAACGUCACUCUUUGAGUUGAUGCGUAAGGACGGUGCAGAUAAAGUCCGAGCAGCGCUAGAUAGCUACGUGGGGCUUCUCAAAACAGAGUUCACACAGGGUAUGAUCUUACCUACAGCCAAUGGUGUAACCAAGCAGCAGAUGUCCCAGACAAAAGUCAAGACGGACAAGACUAAGAUUGGUGGCAGUAGCACAGCUCCUCCACCCAGCACAGGAGUAAAGAUCCCCACCUGCAAGUUCUUGCUGAAGGAAACCUUCCUCACCUCGCCGGAGGAACUAUACAGAGUCUUCCUCAAGCAGGAGAUGGUGCAGGCAUUUACACACACUGCUGCCAUGGUCGAACCCGAGAAGGGAGGAAAAUUCCGCCUCUUUGAUGGGAACGUGCUUGGAGAAUUCCAGGAGCUGGUUCCUGAGGAAAAGAUAGUCAUGAGGUGGAGGUACAACACAUGGCCAAGUGAGCACUAUGCGACCGUGACCCUGACCUUCACAGACAAGGGCAACGAGACGGAGCUGAGGGUGGAGUGCCGUGCCGUACCCGGGAGCGAGGAGGACCGCACGCGAGAGGGCUGGCAGAGGUACUACUGCCAGGCCAUCAAACAGACAUUCGGCUACGGCGCCCGACUCUGCUGAACUUCCCAAACAAACAGACACACUGCUGUUCUUGGCCCUGGUUUGUUUGUUUUUUUGUUUUUUUUUUUUUGUAAUUUUUCCUCUAUUUUGGGUCCACAUGUCCAAAUGAGAGAAGUGGAAUGAAUCUCCACGGAACAUCAGACUUUUGCGUUGCUCCAUCUUCUGUAUCUGUUCUUUCUGGUUUUGGUUUUGUGGUCAAAAAAAAUCCAAAUAUCUGGAAAGGAAGUGAAUGGAGGGAGAAUGUGAUUUCUCUGGAGUGAAGGGAGGGAGAAAAGGAAAUGAGGUUGAGUCACUUAUUCACGUGUUCCCUGCAUACGUGUGUAAUGAAUUGAAGACAUUUAUUGUAGCAAGGUAAGCUCUCCACAUCAUGCUCUGACAGCCUGGAGAGGUGCAGAGUUGAGGCCUGCCUUUGGACCGAGGGGGGGGGGUGUUUUUGUUUUUUUUAA
Molecule: messenger RNA, 1583 nt
Organism: Electrophorus electricus (electric eel)
Lineage: Eukaryota; Metazoa; Chordata; Actinopteri; Gymnotiformes; Gymnotidae
Gene: ahsa1b
Product: AHA1, activator of heat shock protein ATPase homolog 1b
Biological process (GO): protein folding; positive regulation of ATP-dependent activity
Cellular component (GO): cytosol
Molecular function (GO): ATPase activator activity; protein-folding chaperone binding
Source: RefSeq, a predicted model, not a curated record